CAUUUGCUGUAUCAAGAGAAGGAACUGAGCCAGGAUAGUGAUUGAGAUGAGGAUUCAACGGUGCUUUGAAGGAUACUUAAACGGUCCACUGAACUUGUUGAUGCGCAGCUAAGUCGACGACAUGCCUGAUAAAAGCGACAAACGGAACCUCAGCCAAUUCCACAACUGAACUCCAUAAACACCGGUAGAAAUCAAAGAGCCAAGUUUUUAUCUCGAACCUCGAACCCGGCAGGACAGAAUCACGAUGCAACGAACUAAAAUGACGCCAGUCUUGCAUGCGAAUGGCUUACAGAAAAUUGGAGAGGCUUGCCUCGAUCGAUGAGAGGAUACUGAUCCGUCCGCAAAGCUGAACGAGACUUGUAAAACACUCGAUUAUUCACAUCGAAUAUUCGCGUCAUGGAUGAUCCAGGCAUGGCGGUGUUCAACGGCUUCGACAUUAACGAAAACGAUACUGUCGACAAUAACAACAACAAUUCCCUCAAGAUGGAGGAGGUGAAUGCAAUUCUCAGUGACUUCUACAACAAUUUAAACAGCGAGACCAACUACCUUCUCAUCACCCUCUACGUUCCCGUGAUAGUCCUCGCCGUCACGGCCAACAUCCUCGUCAUCGUCGUCGUUCUCAAGUACCACUACAUGCGGAGUGUGACUAACUACUUUCUGGUUAAUCUCUCGGUCGCCGAUUUGCUCGUCACAACGAUCUGCAUGCCGAUAGCCGUCAGUCAAGCCGUCACCAUGAUUUGGGUCUACGGCGAGAUAAUGUGCAAGCUGUUCUUCUAUCUUCAAGGCGUUGCAGUGGCAGCUUCCGUCUUCACAAUAACGGCAAUGAGCAUCGACAGGUACCUUGCCAUAAGGAGUCCGAUAGCCUUCAGGAGAGUUUUCAAUAGACGGAGUACCAUACUCGUAAUCGCAGCUCUCUGGCUGGUCGCCCUGAGCAUCUUUGCCCCAGUUUUGCGAGCGGUGACGUUGAGCCCGAUGAGUGAAUUAGACAACAUAACGAUCGCAGGUCAACGCAUUGAACACCCAACGUUUUACGUCUGCUCCGAAGACUUCAAGCCACUUGGUAUCCACACGCACAUUUUUGGCGCCGCCUGCUUUGUUCUGGUCUACGCGAUUCCAGGCUUCAUCGUGAUCCUCGCGUACUCGAUGAUGGGCCGCACCCUCUGUGCCAGAAAACCACCUUUCGAUUGCGACAGUAUAGAAGGCAGCGCCAGCUCACAGCAGGGAUUUCGUUUAGUGCGUGAACGACGUCGCGUUGCUUGGAUCCUGCUUCUUUUGGCGGUUCUGUUCGCUUUAUGCUGGCUGCCCUACAACGUGCUCAGACUACUUAUGGACCUCGGCGCACUUGGGGGCGGCAGAAAUAUAUCGGAUGUUCUGUCCUACUGUUUGUUCCUGGGUCAUGCGAACAGCGCUCUCAACCCCAUCGUCUACUGCUUCAUGACGCGUAACUUCCGGCGCAGUGUCUCCGAAAUAUUGUUUCGCAGCCGACACGCUCUUGCCAGGCGCAAGCCUCAUCGUAAAACCACGGGGCCCGCUACGGGGACUUGCAUGGGAUGCAGCGGUUGCGGCGUGACCCCGGACGUCCCGUGGACAGACCCGUCAGGUCGACAAGGCCCCCGUUGUCCUCUAUGCCCGACCCAGGACCAGUUCGGGGCGGGUCAACAUCGGGCAGCAACAACGAGCAGCGGAUACGACAGCUUCUACAGUCGACACAGUCCGCACCGGCGGUGCUAUAUGAUGAAAGCCGUGUGCAGCCCCCGGCCUCAAGGUCAGGCACAAUGUCAAGGCCGACGGAACCAGGAGGUCGAUUCAAGCCGAGGGACGUACCAGAAGUCGGGCAAAAGCUGCAGUCAAAGCACUUGCGAUCAGAUCGACUCGACGCGGGCAAAAAUUUAAGCGCGACGGAGGUGACGGCGAAAACGGCGACGUCUACAACGAUGACGAAGCCUCCGUAAAACGGGAUGCGAUAGACAGCAUAGGAAUCUCGAGACUCCGCGCCGGACGACUCAAGAGUCUUACGUAUACAAGGGUGGUGUACAGAGGCACUCAAAGAUCGCUAUUAUCCGUGGAAAAUCAACCACCGACAAAUUCUCAACCAACUGUAGUCCGCAACGGUGGAGGACAAACAUCUUUAGCUAAUGAUCCCCAACGUUCUCUACCGACGCUAAGCUCUCAAAGAGUAUCCUUCGACGAGAAGACAAUUAAAAUAUAGUGUGAACGAGUUGGAUCGUCUAUCUCCGGUCUAAAUUACGCUCGUGUACUCGGGUUUCGACACUCUCCUAGACCGGAGGGUAUAAGUACAUUUAUUGGGACCGUUUCGACCGGU
Diprion similis is the source of this 2323-nucleotide messenger RNA. RefSeq names its product RYamide receptor-like. The coding region runs from base 397 to 1893 and encodes 498 amino acids. The transcript has 9 exons. Gene Ontology annotation, cellular component: membrane. Gene Ontology annotation, molecular function: neuropeptide Y receptor activity. The record is from RefSeq and is a predicted model, not a curated record. NCBI's taxonomy places the organism in Eukaryota, Metazoa, Arthropoda, Insecta, Hymenoptera, Diprionidae. Gene Ontology annotation, biological process: G protein-coupled receptor signaling pathway.